GUCGCGGGGCUCUUUGCCCGGCAUUGAGGGCCGCUCCUGCAAGUGCCCCCGAGCCUUUUGCUGCCGUAGAGCCCGCUGCUGGGCCGCCCUACCUGGCCGGGUUGUUGUGAACAGCGUGCGAAGGGCCAGGCAGGGGACGCGCCGGAGUCCCCAGAAGGAGCAGGUCUUGGACGCCUUCCUGAGCGGUGCGUUUGGGGUCCCUCCUGGCCACCACAGUCUUUCCAUGGGUAGCUGGGGUCCAGCAGCAGCAGCAGGAGGGUCCGUGGAGAGCUUUGCCGAUGAUGGAUAGCCCUCCCAAGCUGGCUGGCGAAACCCUGAUUGUCCACCACAUUCCCCUGGUGCACUGCCAGGUCCCCGACCGACAGUGCUGCAGUGCCAGCCAGCGGGCCAACCCCUUCUGCCCGCCCGAGGUGGGUGUUACAUGCGCCACCUCCCUUCCUGAGUGGGAUCUCUCGCAGACCGACUCCCUGGUCUACAGCAGCUUGAUCCAGGCUUCGGACGCGGAUCUGGCCCCAGAGGAGGUGGUGGGAGACCCAGAAGGCAAGACCCAAGAUGCGACCGCCCCGGGAGCUAACAAGCGGCAGAACCCGUUCCUGCUGGGGGACAGCGAGUCCCCCGAGGACCUUUACGAGGAUGACCCGGGACAGAAGUCAUUCCACCUCCAUGGCGGCAAGGCCACCUUCCACCUGCACGAGCUGGCCCUGCCCCCCUUCCGCCUACAUGACACCGCCCCUGCGGUGAAGCCCUGGAGCGCCAGCAGCCGCCUGGAUGUCGUGGAGGGCCAGGAAGACCGUCUGGCUGGCGAUGACGCCCGCAAGAAGAGCCGCCUGGCAGCGAACUGCAUGGAGCUGGACGAGUACGGCUGCCCGCGCGGCGGGGACCCGGCCAGCUUCUCCUUUGAGCAGGAGUGGGCCAGCGAUGCCGAGGAGCUGCUGCCCAGCCAGGAGGCGGUGCGCAGCCGGACAUGCAGCUGCUCCAGUUCUGAACUGCAGCGCUGCCGCUGCCACAGCCUCUCGAGCCAGUCGGAGCCCCUGGACCAGCAGAUGGGCUACAUCAGCGACUCCUCCUGCAACAGCUCCGACGGGGUGCUGGUGAACUUCAGCGCCCUCUACCACAAGAUGAACGGCCACGCCCAUUCCAACCUGAACUCGGCCAACCUGUCGUGCGACUCUUCCUCAGACAGCCAUUCGGACACGGGGGCCUUUUACCUGGACUUGCACUCGUCCCCCAUGGAGUCGAAGAUGUCCUGCAAGACGUACCACCCGGACGGCUCGGAGAAGGCCUGCGGCUGCCACCAUUCAUCCUCGCCCAUCCUGGACGCCAACUGCAACUCCUACCUGCCGCCGUGCAACCCCUGCGCCUCGGAGGGCUCGGACCUCACCGCCUGCUUCCAAAGCCAAGCGCGGCUGGUGGUGGCCACCCAGAACUAUUACAAGCUGGUCACCUGCGACUUGUCCUCCCAGUCGUCUCCCAGCCCGGCUGGCUCCUCUGUCACCAGCUGCUCUGAGGAGCAUGCCAAAGCCAGCCCCCUGCAGCCCACGGAGUACUACCUGUUCCAGAGGCCCCCGGCCCGGUCGGAGGGGGGCAGCGACCCCGAGUGCUCCCGGCCAGGCUCGCAGGGGGAGGCAGAGAAGGACGCCAUCGAGGGGCAGGUCUACAUCAACAUUUCCCCUCCCACCCUGGCCAGCGGGAGGCAGCGUUCCCGCAGCUACGACCGCAACUUGGACCGGAGUCCCACCGGCCGUCUGGGCUCGCUGGAGCGCAUGAUGAGCUGCCCGGUCAAGCUGAGCGACAGCCCGGCCCUGGCCGUCCAGGGCUCCUCCCGCAAGCGGGUCACCUCCUUUGCCGAGCUGGCCAAGGGCCGGAAGAAGACGGGCUCCUCUCCGCCGCUGCGGACCAGCAGGGACUCCUCCCUCGAGUUCUCCCCCAUCCCGGAGUACAAGAAGGACGGUUCUGUCUUCCCGGACGACUGGGGCCGGCACAGCCAGAGCCUCCCCCCCGAGUCCUUGUUCCACUCCUUCCACCGCAGCCCCGAAAGUGGAAAGGACCUGCGGGGCAGGGGGCUCCCUGAGCAGUCCUGCCCUCCGGCUGUUGGGGAGGCCGGGGCCCAUCUCGCCAGCAGCUUGGGACAGAAAGACAUCCGGGCCCGAGCGGACGGUGGGGCCGCAGAGAGCAAGGCGGUGGUGCGCUACAGCAAGGACCAGCGGCCGACCACGCUGCCCAUCCAGCCCUUCGUCUUCCAGCACCACUUCCCCCGGCAGGCCAAGGGCCGGGGCCUGCACAGCCACCUCGCUGCCAGCCUCUCGCAGCUCUACAGCCUCUCGGCAGCCGGCAGGUCGGCCGGCCAGCAGCUGUCCUCCACCUCCCAGUCCUCGGCCUCGGCCACCUCCGCGGACCAGCCCAUGGUGGUGGGGGCCCUGGGGCCCGGGCAGCGCUCGGCAGACGGGGCCGCCUCCCUCAGGGACGGGGGCACCAAGAAUCCCGUCCCGGAGACCCCUCGCCCAUCCCCGCUGGGAAGCUACUCCCCCGUGCGAAGCGGCGAGCCUUUCUUCCAAAGCGUGGACUCUUCCUCAUCCUGCUCGCCGACUCCGGAGAGCCACCCUCCCCGAAGCCGGUCCUGCCCCAUCUCUGCCAGCCUCCUGCCCAUCAGGCCUUCCCCGGCCCCACAAGCCGGCACCCACGCCCACGCCAGGCUCACAAAGGAGAGUUCCCAGCCGGUCUCCAAGGGCCCGCCGGAGCAGAGCGGGCUGCCGGAUGAAUUCCAGCUCCAGGGCCGGUCCCUCCCUCCUCUGGUGGCCGAGGGGCUCAGCUUGUCCCAGGCAAGGGCGCCCACUGACCCCAAAUGGAAGGCUGGCUGCAGCGAGCCCGUCGGCGCUGGAUCCGUGGGUCCCACGGGGCCCCGCCCCCUGAACGCCCACCACCUCUCUCCGCAAGCGCUCAAGUGGCGGGAGUACCGGCGAAGAAACCCCCUGGGGCUGGACCGCGUCUCGGGGCUGGCAGGGCUGGCAGGCAGUCUGGAGUGGAGGCGGCAGGAGGGCCGGCUGCCCUGGAGGAACCCCGCCUUUGAGUUCCCAGGGCCGUCCGUGAAGCCGCUGCCGCUCAACUAUUCCGACUUCUUCCCGGACUACUUCUCCCUGGCGGAAAAGCCCCCCGCGGAAUUCUGCCUGUCGCCGGACGGGAACACGGAGUCCGUCUCCAUAGAUCUGCUGCAGAAGAAGGGUCUGGUCAAGGCCAUCAACACAGCCGUGGAUCUGAUAGUGGCACAUUUUGGGACCAGCAGAGACCCUGGGGUGAAGGCAAAGCUGGGGAACAGUUCGGUGAGCCCCAACGUGGGACACCUGAUCCUGAAGUACCUGUGUCCAGCCAUCCGCGAUGUCCUGAGUGACGGGCUCAAGGCCUACAUGCUGGACAUGAUCGUCGGUCAGAGGCGGAACGUCCCCUGGAGCGUGGUGGAGGCCUCCACCCAGCUGGGGCCCUCCACCAAAGUCCUGCACGGCCUGUUCAGCAAGCUCAGCCAGUACCCAGAGCUCACCAGCCACUCCAUGCGCUUCAACGCCUUCAUCUUGGGUCUCCUCAACAUCCGGUCCCUGGAGUUCUGGUUUAAUCACCUCUACAACCAUGAAGACAUCGUCCAGGCGCACUACCAGCCGGUGGGCUUCCUGCCGCUGUCGCACGGCGUGUGCCAGGGCCUCUUCGAGGAGGUGCUGCUGCUGCUCCAGCCGCUGUCCCUGCUGCCCUUCAGCCUGGACCUGCUCUUCGAGCACCACCUGCUGCAGGUGGGCCGGGAGCAGCAGCGGCACAAGGAACUGCUCCGCACCCAGCAGGGCCUGGUGCUCUCGGCCCACUCCACCCUGCAGCUGAUGAGGACCCGGGCCGGCGCCAGCGACGGCGAGCAGAGCUGGGCGGCCGAGGAGCAGGAGGCGGCGGUGGAGGCCCCCCCGGUCGAGGGCGCAGGGCCCCCCUGCAGAGGCAGCGGGAGGGAGCAGGAGGAGUGGGCGGAGCGCAGGGAGGCCGCCCCGGAGCCGAGGAAGGACAAGCAGGCCAGCUGGUGGUACCAGCUCAUGCAGAGCUCCCAGGUCUACAUCGAAGGGUCAGCGGCAGAAGGCUCUUGUCUCAUCCGCUAUGAGCGGAAGAAGAAGAUGGGUGCAGGGGUGCCCAUCAAGCCCCAGGCUGAGGCUAGGAAGGGGCCUCCCCCGAGGGAAGGGGUGGUGGAAGGGGCGGAGGCCUGCCCCAUCACCGAAGGACCCGUGGAAGAGGCCCCCAAAGCGAAGGUGGCCCCAGAGCCGGAGCGGAAGCCGGAGCCCUCGGCCAAGGAGAAGAGCCGCCCCUUCUGGAUGGGGAGCCCCCCAGAUGCGGGGCUCACGGAGCUGAAGCAAACCAAGGAGGGAGAAUGUGGGCCCGCCUCAAAUCGGGGGGCCCCAGAGCCGAGUGGAGCCGGCGGCCCCAGCAGCAGCCAGCCCAAGUGGGGGCGCCUCUUUGGCUCCCGGAAGGUCACCAAGGAGCUCCGGCCGACCAGCAGCCGUCUCCCUAGGAUGCCGUCUGGCUGGCUGAGCCUGGACCGCUCCGUCUUCCAGCGGAUGGUCCAGACCGUGGGGGCCGGCAUGUGGAAGGAGGCGGCCUCGGAGCGUGAGAGGAUUCCGGCAGACUGUGCUGCUUCCUGCCCCAAGCGGCAGCCGCCGCAGAGGUCCCCAGAGAUGCCCUGUGAGGUGAAGGCCCUUUGCCACCACAUUGCCACCGAGGCCGGGCAGCUGAGCUUCAAGAAGGGGGACGUCCUGCAAGUGUUGGGCAAGGUGGAUGCCGACUGGCUGAGGUGCAGCCGAGGGGCAGAGGGCGGUCUGGUGCCCAUCAUGUACGUCACGCACAUGGAAGACGAGGACUAUUGACGGGGCUGGGCGCGAUGCCUGGAAGACAAGGCGGACAGGCCUUCUCCCUGACCCUCGAGGCCCCUCGCUGACCCGGACCCUGUAGGUGUCGCUGACGUCUGGUGCCCGCUUCGCUGCCCGGCUCUGUUGGGGCUGGCAAGGGCACCCUGUGACCGGGCAUCACCGUGCAUGCUCUCCCGUGCUCUGCCUGGCGCCUUGUGGCCCCCUCUGCCCACUGCAUCUCCAGCCGCCGUCCAACGUGAACUGUCGGCUGCAGGACGAAGGCAGCCGGAGCAGGACCGGGGCGGGGGGGGGGGGAGCUGUUGGCAUCUGAUGGGCCCGCCCGGUGGCACACGCUGUUCCUCUUCCCCCCCUGCUGGUCGCUCCGAAACUCUGUGCUAACUUACAUCAACGUGACCUUGCUGUGGAGUCCCGCGGAGCAGCACGUGGGCAGGCCGCGGGGGGUGGGGGGCAAGUGAGCCCCGCUUGGAGCGGGGGAGAUCGUCCGCCCAAGUGUCUGUGAGUGUGUAGUGGUUUGGUAGCAUUCGACAGCUGUUCUGUGGUAGAAGUAGCAGGUUUGGGGGAGUUGCCCCGCAACAGGGGGACCAGGGAUAUGGGGGGAGGGGCCAUGCUGGAAUGGGGGAGGGGGGGUGCUUCCAGACACAGUGGGCAGCUGCCCCCAUUCCCAGGCUAAUGGCCAUGGUUUUUAGGGUUUUUAAGGGAUAUACAAGCAAAGCGAUUGGAAGGCCCUGGUGGCCGCCAGGCAGGUGGAACUGCCAGCCACAUGAUUUUGAGGGAGGGUCUUCUUGGGGUUUAGGAGUGUUCAAUGCCCACUUAGGGGAGAAGUUGUGUAAGGAGGGAGAGCCCCAGCCCUUGGGCACCCCUACAUCUGUGUGGCUAACGCAACAGUAUUAUUGCAAAGACCAGCCGGGGCAUAGCGUCUUGACGGGGACCUCCGUGAUGUUGCAGAGUUUGCUCCUGUGUGUACAUACGGCUCUUACGGAUACGGCGCCGUUAUUUAAUUUGUACUUCCGGCGUUAGAACAGGGUGUCCUGCCUUUAUUUAUUUCUUUAUUUAUGAUGCACAUUAAUAAAAAAAAAGGUGCUGACAA
Molecule: messenger RNA, 5973 nt
Organism: Sphaerodactylus townsendi
Lineage: Eukaryota; Metazoa; Chordata; Lepidosauria; Squamata; Sphaerodactylidae
Gene: RUSC2
Product: RUN and SH3 domain containing 2
Exons: 12
Coding region: 279-4883 (1534 amino acids)
Cellular component (GO): cytoplasmic vesicle
Molecular function (GO): protein binding
Source: RefSeq, a predicted model, not a curated record